AUGUUUCCUUUAUUCUCCCAGGCAAAAUGUCAGGUGGAGCUGAGCAUGAUGGAUGACGCUCUUGAUGACCAAUAUCUAGGAUGUGCUGAAAAAAUGGAUGAAAUUGCAACUGAACUGCUAGAGAACGAAACGGCCACGUCCUCGCUGUUUAGGACAGUGUGGGAAAAGUCAAAACUAAAAUGGGAUCUUGUAAAGAGAGAGAUUUCUCUGCCCCCAGACUUUAAGGAUGAGUUUGGAAGAGCCUUAGUAGCCUAUACAGACAACACCACUGAAAACAGCAUCAUAACUUUUUCAACCAUAUUUAAUGAUGCAGUGAGUGGGACUAAGAGAUCUCGAGCAGAUUACAUGGCCCAUUUCCAGUUCAAAGCCUUUCAUUAUUAUUUGACAAGAGCUUUGCAGCUCUUACGAGGGAGGUGUGAUGUGACGUAUAACAUGACGCUGUACCGGGGCACUAAGUCUCAGUACAACGGAUCAGGUCUCAUCAGGUUUGGAUACUUUGCCUCUUCAUCUGUUAAUAAACAAGAGGCUGAGACAUUUGGCACGGACACGCUCUUCACCAUCCACACGUGCUUUGGAGUGAAGAUCUGGACCAUCUCAUACAGUCCUUCCCAAGAAGAAGUGUUAAUCCCAGUCCAUGAGAUAUUCAGUGUGUCCCUAGGAAAAGAGAACAACAACUUUGUCCUCCGGAGCACAAACCGGACCUGCAGCCAUUUUAACUGUGCAUACCUGGGUGGAAAGAGGACCGAAACAUGUGUUUACAAUUCUGCUACCAGAAGAGGCCUGGCCUUCCGCAGUGAGCUGAGCCCUUCACUGUUUGGAGGAUCCGUCAUCCUGGUCCACGUUGCUGCUCUGAAGCUGUUUGCUGGUUUCUAAAUUGUCCUAUUUGUGUCACUCACUUCUUUCCCUCUAGCACAAAUCAUGGUGAUGGGACUUGCCAGAUCCAAAGCCAUCCUGCUAUUCUGCCCGCAUUCCAAAGGGAAACCAGGAACAUGGAGGGAGUGUCACUGGUACCUGCUUGGGCAAGAUUUGAUUAUACAUUACCGAUGAGUAGAUCAAAAUGAAAGCUCAGUUCUAUUCCAGGUGGGAUUUGUUUUACAAUGGUAGAGCUAUAAAGUGGUACCUGUUAUAUAAAUAAUUACUUGUAUUCCUGUCAUGCUAGCACUUUGU
This is a messenger RNA of Caretta caretta (loggerhead turtle), 1167 nucleotides long. Its product is annotated as ecto-ADP-ribosyltransferase 5-like. Gene Ontology annotation, molecular function: NAD+ poly-ADP-ribosyltransferase activity; NAD+-protein-arginine ADP-ribosyltransferase activity. The record is from RefSeq and is a predicted model, not a curated record. Lineage: Eukaryota; Metazoa; Chordata; Testudines; Cheloniidae.